AUGAUGAACAGAAUAUCUGAGGUGCUUCAAGACACAGACAAAGCACGUGCACUCGCUGGUAAAUUACAGCGUUUGGCUUAUGCGCGUCAGUCGAAUGCUAUCGCCAGGCAAGACCAAGAGAACGCGGCUCUAGAGGAUACGCGUUUGGGCAAAAUUGUAAAUGAGAUGCGUAAAGGCAUGAUUUUCGAUUUGGACUGGAUCAGAGAGCUAGAAGCUGAUGAGUUUGCUGGUCUCCUCGACUCCGUCGAUUUGAACGGGGACGAUAGCACUACACACGACAAGCAACUGGAAUUCCUCCUUUUUAAGAGAAUACAGGAGCAGAUCUACGGCGAUCAAGCAGCCGAUGAUAAUAGAAGUGACUCUAUCGCUCAAGAUCCAACGACUAUCGAGUUACUCGCUUUAGACGACCUCAAACAGCGCAAACAGUCCUAUCUACAUGUCCUACCCACCCUCGACGAUGAAAUUGAGCAAGCGAAGCAGGAACUGGCUAGGGAGGAUGAGCUAUUCGUAGACAGCACCCAAAUGAAAGAAGGCAUCAACGAUCGUAUCAUCGAUAUUUACUCCUCAUCAGCUGAAGUGACUCCAGAGCAAUAUUUCAACGACUUGAGGCGUAAGAUACGCUCAAAACACACUGAACACAACAACCUCUCACUUGAGCUAGAAGACACUGUCCUCGCUGCUGGUGUAUACGAUGAUGAAGAUGAGGCAGAGGAUGAGAACCGCGAAGAUGUCGAAGAUAUCAGACGCUACUUUAUGCCAGCAGAGAAUAGCGAGAAUGGGAGAAAGAGAACGAAGCAAGAGGAGCGCGAGGAGUUUCUGCUCUUGUUAUCAGACCUACUACAAGCCAUGGAUGAAACACCGGUAGACCCGUACAUCAACGUAUCUGAAUACUACGAGGGCGUCAGAAUUAAGAUUGUAGAGAGCGGGAUUGCAGUUGAGCACCCCACUGACUCGGCCAGACUGCGCCUGCAUGACUUCCACAAAACAUUCGACGAUGGCUCUGAUGGGGAGGAAGGAUAUGAAGAGGAAGAUGAAGAUGCACGUCGAGAACUUCUCGAUUACUAUGGCGGAGAGGGAGACGAUUUAAGUGAGGCUGGGGAGAUUGAGUAUUUGUGGGCGGAGAGCGAUCGUGAAAGGCGCGGUACAUUGUGUGCUGCUUCAUCACCCACCACCCAACAAAAAGCCUCUAGAAAAGCCAACAGACUGCCAGUUGCGUGUCUAUUCUGCAGGAGACGCAAGAUAAAGUGCGACGGACAGAAAUCGUGCAAGCACUGCUCUAAGAAGGGCAUCGAGUGUAUCUACCCGACAAUUCCCCGUUCCAGACGCCGCUCAUCGAAGCAGCUUCAGCUGGAUUUGCAGCAAGCAGACAUGCUCGAUAGCAAAAUUAGAGAGACAAUUGGAAAUAUUUCAGGGGAUUGCUCGGAUAGCAGUAGCAGCAGGAGCGCUAUUGUGCAGAUGAAGUACAUGCAGCAAAUGAGCUCAAUCAAGGCUAGCACACUCUUUUAG
Wallemia ichthyophaga EXF-994 is the source of this 1506-nucleotide messenger RNA. RefSeq lists its product as uncharacterized. Gene Ontology annotation, biological process: regulation of DNA-templated transcription; mitotic sister chromatid segregation; kinetochore assembly. The record is from RefSeq and is a predicted model, not a curated record. Gene Ontology annotation, cellular component: nucleus. Lineage: Eukaryota; Fungi; Basidiomycota; Wallemiomycetes; Wallemiales; Wallemiaceae. The transcript has 4 exons. Bases 1 to 1506 code for a protein of 501 amino acids. Gene Ontology annotation, molecular function: zinc ion binding; DNA-binding transcription factor activity, RNA polymerase II-specific.